AUGGGCACGGAAAACGACAUUCCAAUCGCUGGAGCUGCUCCUCCACCAACUUACUCUGCUGCUACAGGUGCUCCAGCACCAGCUCAGCAGCCACAGAUAAUUUAUGUCCAGCAGGGAGCACCACCACCUCCGCAGCAGGUUCUCGUUGUCGACCCUUACGGAAAUCCAGCUGGAGUACAGACGCGCCACUGUAAUUCAUGCCAGUCUUCGCAACAAGUAAUUUACCGCCCCGGUUACACUCCAGGAACGAUCCUUUGUUGCAUAUUUUUCCCGAUCUGCGGCUGGAUCAUGUGCUGCCAAAGUAUGGCUGCAGAAGGUCAUUACUGUGUCCGAUGCGGAGCGAAAGUCUUCUAA
This is a messenger RNA of Oikopleura dioica, 354 nucleotides long. The record is from the annotation of a GenBank genome assembly. Lineage: Eukaryota; Metazoa; Chordata; Appendicularia; Copelata; Oikopleuridae.